Messenger RNA from Amoebophrya sp. A25, 4555 nucleotides. NCBI's taxonomy places the organism in Eukaryota, Dinophyceae, Syndiniales, Amoebophryaceae. The record is from the annotation of a GenBank genome assembly.
GAUAGAUUGUCCGGUCUGUUGCACGGAACAGGAGUGCGCCGCGAUCGGGGUGGAGUGCGGACACUGGGCGUGCUUUCGUUGCCAGAGCAGAAUACGCGACGUCACGAAGGACCGCACGUGUCCGAUCUGCAAAGUCGAAAACAGAAAACUAGUGAUUACCAGACGACCCGAGUAUUUCCUGAAACAAGUGCGUAACGACAACAGCGUGAAAUUCUACAAGGAACACUGCAGGGUGCAGUUCGAUUCUUGGGGUUACGGCUACGACCCAGAGGAUGCAAAGCGCCUGCGCGCGUUGCUUAACGGGCUUUACGAAUAUAAGUGCUGGACAUGUGACUCCCCUAGUUUUCGUACCUUGUGGGACUUGGAGAAGCACAUGGAGAAAGAACAUAGCCGCUACUUUUGCCGAACCUGCCUUUACGACCGGGAAAUAUUCUUGCAGGAGCAGAUGUGCUACAAAAGCAAAGAGGAAGUACUCACUUUUUUUAUAAUACAACUUUAUACAUAAGUUGUUGUAGAUCUGCUCCAUACCAUUACACACUCAAGAUAAUGAUCCAUGUAGUUGUGAAUUGUAAUAAUGAAGAUCAUUUUCCAUCUAUCUCCUUCGCAGCUCGAGCUACACGCGAAAGUAGGAGACCAGGGUUUAGUGCCGAUUAAGCCUCACGCGAAUUGUGACUUCUGUAAACGUACCUUUUACACGCAUGAGGCUUUGUAUAAGCAUAUGCGGAGCUGUCACAUUAAUUGUUUCCUUUGUUUCGAAGCGCAUAGGCGGAACGAGUUUUUUAAGGACAUGAAAUCGCUUUACAACCAUUUCGUUGCGGAGCACCACGUUUGCCGAUACGAACGCUGCAUGCGUGAGGGGAUUUUUUCGCAGGAAACGGUGUUCGCGCAUGAGGCGCAGCUAGCACAACAUCGCAUAACUUUCCACAAAAACCAUAACGGGGCACUGCCGGAGGAGAAGGUGCGCCCAGUGCUGCUCACCAGGGUACCACGUCUUACCACAAUUGCUUGUUUGAACAAGUUUAAGUUUUCAAAUUGGUAUUCUCCAUUUUCACAGACGGGGCUUUGAGAGCGUCUCUCAUUUUCUCAAAAGUGUAUUCGUAUUGUUGCUUGUACUGAAAAUGAAGUAGAGUUCAUACAAAUUAAAAUUUUUGAUUGAAAAAAUAUUUAAUUUGCACCACGUGAAUGAAAGAGAGUAACAAAAAUCACCAGACGACCGUAGCGACGAAUCAGCUAAGCGAAGCGACAAUGCAGAACGACGAAGAGAUGGCUUCGUUACCGCAGUCUGACAAGCCAAUCUAUUUUGUGAGCAUUACGAACGCUGAGAAGCCUCCAAAAGAGGUUAUUCUCCCUGCACUGGAGUCGGGACUCGAUAAUCGAGAGGAGAGGUAUCCCAAUUUUCCUAACGGUUUAAAUUGGGGAGAGUAUAAGAAGCAUAAAGCAGACAAGAAAAAGAAAGCAACCGGGAACGGUUCUUCGAAUGACAAUAACGACACGAAUGAUGAGAAAGACGACAAAGCGACCAUCUCAAACGACGCUGAAGCUAGUCGGGGAGGCAAUAAAACAGACGAAGAGGUAGAGGAUGUGGAGCCAGCAUUGGGUGCAGAGGCGCUAAAGACGUAUACGCGCGCUGCAGAGUACGAAAGCGAGAUGCAGGACAAAAUGCUCAGGACUUUGCCACAACCCUUGCUCGAUUUACCACCAAGUGCACGCAUGGACUCAACCCUCAACAAAUCCAGUUUUUUACACGCGAUAGAUGCCGUCCUCGACCGUGCUGUGGGAACCGUUCCGCAAUGCAAAGUGAAGUUGGUAACAAAUUAUUCUCCACUCCUCAAUGUAUAUCUAAGUAAAAAGGUGUAGUUGCUCCAAAAAUUUAUGAAUCUUGUUGUAUUUUUUCGACAACUCGAAUAUCGACAAAAACCUAUCAACUACAAGUACAAAAUUAACUUUGUGGUGUAAUUUUUAUACAUUCACAACCUCUUCUUUGAACACAGAUGACGGUGACAGCAAAGCAAGCGGCCGAUGGCGGUGCCCGCGGGAAAGUCGAUAUUCCUGCCAUGAAGCAGCACGUUGCCAAUCUUUCACCGCUUGGAUUGGACAGUCUGAGCGAAAUGCGAGGUUUUUUGGUAAACGCUUGGGAUAGCAGGUUCGACACAGACUGGAUUACUGGUUUGCGCCCCUUGUUUUUUCGAACACUUCGCAACGAGGAACAUAGUGGUACGCCCUCGCACUGGCUGACGUGGAAAUACCAGGCGUAUACGGGUCUCGACAAAUUGCGCGACAUAGAGGGGGAGUUGAUCCGCAUCUACAUCGGCAUGUGCUUAGAGCGGAAUCUGUCCGGCUACGCGGGAAUCGACCGGGCUAAAGAGUAUCCCUCGCUUGUGCAGUCUGCAGUCGCGGCGGCGGCGAAGGACACACAAACGUUUAAUCCGGAGAUGAACUUCGCGCCGGAAGUUCGCGCUGGGGGAGGAGGCUGGAAUAACCGUCGAGGAGGCGGAAACUUUGCUGCGCCAGGAUCACAAGAGUUCCCGGCGUUGCCGGGAGACGCGUCAAUAGUAGCUGAGGACGGUACGCCACUGACUGAGCUGACGAUGGCGGAGAGGCUGAAGCUGCAGGAGCAACAGGAGCGGCUUCUGCGUGCGAAGAAAGCCAACAAAGCCAACGGAGCGGGAGGAAGUAGCAGUAGCAAAGGGCCGUACAACGGUCAGAAGCAUAAAUUUGACUUGGGCUUCGAGGAGUUUCCCGCGAUGCCCGUUGGUUUGCAGCCACUGGGCAACCCGUCUGCGGCGAAGGCGAAGAAGCCGGUGACAAAGGCCAGCGUCUUCGGCGCUAGUUCUUCUACGUCUAUGCCGUCAAAUAGCGGCGGCGCCUCGUCGUCCUCCUCCGCGGCCCCUGCCGCCGUCCCCAAGGCAGCAAAGCCACUGAAAGUGCCGGCUCCUAGUGCAAGCGACAUAACCCUUAAUUCGAACCCAAACGCGCGAGCGCCUACCGCCGCGGGCACAUGGGGGGCAUCGUCGAGCAGCGGCGCAGCCUCGAACUCCUCAAGUAGUGCGCCAAAAACUACCUCUCUGCUCAGAGGCGUACAAGAACAACAGCAAUUACGAGGAGCCUACGCGCCAGUGAAGCUUAAGAACGAAGCGGCAGAGCGCGGUCAGGUCGCGAAGAAGCUGGCGGAUGCCUCAGCUUUUCCUGGAUUGCCAACUUCAGCCAUAAACCAGUCUUCUGGUCCGGGCAAGAGUCGGGACACGGGAGGUCUGCUCAAAGGCGCGAAUAUCAUUUCCAAGAAAACGGGUACCGUUGUUCCCGUACAGCAGUCAUCUAAGCAAGAGAUGAAAAAGCGUGAUAUAUUUGAGGACGCCGAUGACUUUGCAGAUGGCGACAGUUUUGCUAGAGUAUUUUUCAAUUGGUUUGUAGGCGGCCAAUAGACCCGCGUAGCAUCCCCUAGUGUUCUUCUAUUGUUGCUUCUCUCUCUCAUCCCAGUCAAACUUUCGGAACAGACAGCGUAGUAAUUUGCUACAAAAAAUGACUCCACAAUCCGCGCGUGAGCGCUGCAGAGCUGACGCAAGACUUUUUUUAUUUUAACAAGGAGAAUCGUUUCUUAAAUUCUAAGGCCAAUGGGUUUGUUUGUAGGCGACCGACUGGCGUAUCUGUUCCUUCAUUGCAUUACCAAUUUGGCGCAUGAGUCAAUCUCCAUCACAAGUUUAUAUGAAACCAAGCUGUAAUAUCUUCGUGCAUCCUUUUUACCCCCGACUCCCAAAAAAUGAUAAAUAGGUAUUGCUAGCAGCCAAAGCGGAGAAUCCGGACAAGGGACCACCUUCACCGCUCUUUGGUCCUUCAGGAAAAUGGACGGAAGGAAAAACUUCACUUCCUAGCUCGUGGAAUGACAACGAACUUUUUCCGACACUAGGCGGUGGUGCGAGCAGUAGUAGCAGCACAGCACCCGGAGCAGGGAGCGCCGGAGGUUCAGCGAAGGGGCCAGUACUCGUAGGGAAGGCGAAGCAGGUAGAAGAAGCGAGAUUACGACAGGAAGCAAAGGACGCGAAGCUUGCGAAGCAGCUACAAGAGGCCGAAGAGAAGAAAGGUGCUGCAGGGAAUCAACAGAAACGUGGGAGACAGAAGAAAACCCUACUGGCUUUUGGAUAAACGGAUUCCCUUUCCGCCUAUCAAACCAGCGACUAACGGUUCUUCCAAUUCGUCUAAACAAGUUCUAGUACACGUCGAUUUCAUGCGCACCUUUGUCGACGUUGAUCUAUUACUUGUUGUCGGAAGCGAGGGAUACCGCGAAGCACUCAUUCCGCCUAGUAUAUGAAGAUAGGGGUUGAUAAUGGCUUGAAAGUCGGGGCAAUUCAUUGUGCAAUUUCCGGGUUAUCCAAGCAGUGUGGUUUUGUUUAACUGCUUCUCAUGGUCCCGGGAUUCCGUAUCUCUAAGCCUGAAACUAAUGUUUUUACGCGAGUCCUUUCCCGUCUUUCGCUUCUGACGAAGAUUGAUGUCACUCUACGACCCGAGGAGUUUUUAUAUGAACGUAAUAUAUUUUGUUUAUUUGUUGCGGAUUGGCAGC